UCAAAUAUUGGAUGAGAAUCAAAAGAAAAACUAUCGUGAUACAAGAGGUGCAACGACGUCGUUUAGGUCUACUGCCAAUAGGCUGUCGAUUCAUCAGAUGACUCUGGUAUUAUUGGUUUGUCAACCAUGUAAUCUGUUGGGGCACAAGGAAAAUUAAAUAAUGUCAUCGAUAUCAGACAAGGAAAUCAUGACUGAUUUGUUCGCAAGCAGUUACAUAACCUGUCUGUUUCUCGUCAGGCCGAAGAAAAUAACACAAGUCUACUCUUGCCAACAAACUACAGGCCUUUUUUGUUUUUUUGGUAUCUCCAACGUCCGUCCUUGCUGUUAAGUACAGCCGUAAAGAACUGUCAUUCUGUUAGGCUCGUUCUGGCGCCCUUGUAGGAGAGCAACAGACUGUCUCUUUAAAUCAAUGGCAUGUCUGAUCUAUCUGGUUGCUAAAGCUCUUGCCUAACCUCUCCCUUUUGUUUUUCCAAUUAAAUUUCUGAUAUCUUUUCCUGUUAAUUAGGAAUCCAAGAAAUUAAGGAUUAAACUGUACGUAGGAAAUGGCAGUUGCCCUUGAGAUUGGAGAUGCCAAUAACUUAGACGGGAAUAAUAAUUCUGGGAAGAUAACAUUGUCAGUGUUGAUAACAUGCAUCGUUGCUGCAUCAGGCGGCCUCAUUUUUGGCUACGACAUUGGAAUCUCAGGAGGUGUUACAACAAUGCCAUCUUUUCUUGAGACAUUCUUUCCUUCAGUGGCGAAGCAGGCUGCAGAGGCCAAAAACACAAACAUGUACUGUAUGUAUGACAGCCAUGCCUUGACAUUAUUCACAUCAUCUCUCUACAUUGCAGGGUUAGUUGCAUCACCUGUAGCUAGCCGCCUCAUAGCUACAACGGGUCGGAAAAACGUCAUGAUGCUAGGUGGUUGCAUCUUCUUUGCUGGUGCUGCCUUGAACGGCUUGGCUGCAAAUGUUCUCAUGCUCAUUCUGGGUAGACUCAUGCUUGGCUUUGGGGUUGGUUUCAAUAACCAGGCAACUCCGGUUUACCUAUCAGAGGUGGCGCCACCAAAAUGGCGUGGUGCGUUCAGCACGGGCUUUCAAUUCUUUAAUGGAAUUGGGGUGUUAUCAGCCAAUUGCAUAAAUUUUUUCGUGGCCAAGCACAGCUGGGGAUGGCGUUUAUCCCUCGGCCUUGCUUCUGUGCCCGCUGCUAUAAUGACAAUAGGUGCACUCUGCAUCCUAGACACGCCUAGCAGCCUAGUGGAGCGUGGCAAACUCGUAGAAGCUCGGCAGUCUCUGAUUAAAAUCCGAGGAAAUAAAAGUAACGUGGACGAUGAACUAGCUGAUCUCGUUAACUCUAGUGAACUCGCUAAAGCUGCCCACGAACCUCUUAAGACUAUAUUUGAGAGGCGUAAUAGACCACACCUAGUGAUGGCAAUCGCCAUUCCCUUUUUUCAACAAUUCACUGGGAUUGGUGUAGUGGCAUUCUAUACGCCAGUUGUCUUUUCAUCAGUUGGCUCUGGACAAGAUUCCGCUUUAACUGCAGCAAUUGUUCUAGGUGCAGUUAACCUUGGUUCAAUCCUUGUGUCGACGGUUGUGGUGGAUCGUUAUGGUCGAAGAUUAUUAUUCAUAAUUGGUGGAAUUCAAAUGUUCAUAUGUCAGGUUGCGUUGUCUAUUCUGCUUUAUAUGGCAACAGGUGCUGCAGGCACUGAGAAGAUCCCCAAGGGCUAUGACCUAUUGUUACUCGUUUUCAUGUGCAUCUAUGCUGCUGGUUUCGGCUGGUCUUGGAAUCCUCUUACCGUGCUCAUUCCUAGUGAAAUCUUUCCUAUGAGAAUUCGAGCCACGGGAGUAAGCAUAAAUAUUGCCGUUGCUUUCUCUGCUACGUUUGUACUAUCACAGUUCUUCUUAACCAUGCUAUGUCACCUCAAACACAGCCUAUUUCUGUUCUAUGGCUGUUGGAUUGCCGUGAUGACGGUCUUUGUUGUGGUUUUUUUGCCGGAGACAAGAGGAAUUCCUUUGGAAAAAAUGGAUGAGGUGUGGAUGAAGCACUGGUACUGGCGUCGAUUUGUUGGAGGGCAGUUGUAGCUAGGUGUUGAAAUAUAUGGCUUAAAUUGGAUAAUGCGGUGGUACUUCUCCAUGGGAGUUCUAUUGUCAAGAAGAUGAAUGAGAAUUUGAAUUUGAUUGAUAAUGAUCACAUUAGAGACCUAAAGGUCUGGCCUUCGAAGAUAGCGGAGGUUGUGUCGUAUUCAAAUUCUUUGAAUUCAAACCAGUCAAUGUCUAGUGUCAAGAGAUUGGGUAGAAUAAGAUUUGGACUUGGCUUGGCACUUGUUUCCUAGUUGGUAAUGUACUUCGCAAACUAUUGUAGAAAUUUCAGAAAAAAGGAAAGGCACCUUUGUUUGUAA
Populus trichocarpa (black cottonwood) is the source of this 2374-nucleotide messenger RNA. RefSeq names its product sugar transport protein 5. Gene Ontology annotation, cellular component: membrane. The coding region runs from base 543 to 2057 and encodes 504 amino acids. Gene Ontology annotation, molecular function: monosaccharide transmembrane transporter activity. Gene Ontology annotation, biological process: monosaccharide transmembrane transport. The record is from RefSeq and is a predicted model, not a curated record. Lineage: Eukaryota; Viridiplantae; Streptophyta; Magnoliopsida; Malpighiales; Salicaceae. The transcript is spliced from 4 exons.